CCCCGUGCCAGUUUCAUGACCUCUGCCUCGGACCCGUCCAGCUCCCCACUCGACCUCGAGAAUAUCCGCCGCACCCUCACUCGCCUCGAGGACACCAUCAUCUUCCUCCUCAUCGAGCGCGCCCAGUUCGCCCACAACCCGCGCAUGUACACAAAGGACGGCUUUGCCGACGUCCUCCACCGCGACGGCUUCACCGGCAGCUGGCUCGAGUGGCUCUUGCGUGAGACCGAGACGAGCCACGCCAAGAUCCGCCGCUACGACAGCCCCGACGAGCACCCGUUCACGCCCCGCGCCGACCUCCCUGCCCCGAUCCUGCCCCCGCUCAACUACCCUCCUCUCCUCGUCGACCCGACCGGGAUCAACGUCAACCCGGCCAUCGUCACCUUCUACCUCGACUCGAUCGUGCCCUCGAUCACCCGCACCGUGACCGACCACCUCGGCAAGGCCAACGACGACGGCAACUAUGGCAGCGCCGGCACGCGCGACAUCGAGUGCCUCCAGGCCAUCUCGCGCCGCAUCCACUGCGGCAUGUUUGUCUCGGAGAGCAAGUUCCUGUCGCACCCGGCCGCGUUCGUGCCGCACAUCCUCAACCCGAACCCGGACGAGCUCCUCGCCCUCAUCACCAAGCCCGCCGUCGAGGCGGCGCUCCUCGUCCGCCUCGAGAACAAGGCGCGGUGGUACGGCGCCGAACUCGGGCCCGACGGCGAGCCCGUGCGCGACAGCGGCAAGGAAAAAGUCAGCGCCGAGGAGGUCGUGCGCCUCUACCGCGAGUACAUCAUCCCGCUCACCAAGGACGUCGAGGUCGAGUACCUCCUCCACCGCCUCGACGGACUCUCGCAGGCCGAGAUCGACGCCCUCGCAGCGCAACAGGGCCCAGCAUGAGCAUAAAGACGCGGCAACAGCUCGGCGUGCAAUAUCAUCUGUCCCGCGUCGAGCUCUCGCGGUCUCUCUCCG
Rhodotorula graminis WP1 is the source of this 954-nucleotide messenger RNA. RefSeq lists its product as uncharacterized. The record is from RefSeq and is a predicted model, not a curated record. Gene Ontology annotation, cellular component: cytoplasm. Gene Ontology annotation, molecular function: chorismate mutase activity. NCBI's taxonomy places the organism in Eukaryota, Fungi, Basidiomycota, Microbotryomycetes, Sporidiobolales, Sporidiobolaceae. The coding region runs from base 16 to 882 and encodes 288 amino acids. Gene Ontology annotation, biological process: aromatic amino acid biosynthetic process; chorismate metabolic process. The transcript has 7 exons.